GCCAGCAUAAGGGCCAGCACGUCGCACGAGUGCAGCCCUCCAUGGUAUCACCAGAUCUUGCCUCUUUACCAAUUCAUCCCUCACUGUCUGUAUUCGACAUCGCUGGUGUGCGCCAGAGCUGUCACUGGCUUCGCCUGGGGUUUGACCAGUGGGUAGCAUAAAGGACGACCAGCGAUCUAGCGCAGAGACAUCAGAAGCAACCUCGUCAAGUCGUUGCAUCGGUCCUUCUCGACACCUGCUAUAUAGACCCGGCGGUCGCCUCUGCGUUUCAAGUUCUCCAUUAUCCAACACUCCGGGUCAGCUCAGGAACAGGAGGCCUCACCACUCUGACCAUACUAGCCAUUGGCCGAAGCUACCUGCAUACGACCACCUCAACGAGACUCAUCUAUCGAUCUGCCUACUCAGCAUACCGGAUACCAGGUUCACCAAAGUCAAUUCAUCUCAGCAUCAGGAGUCGGUGUGCCAGCAUUCAUUUUCUAUAAGACUUCCACACAAACUUCAAAAAUGGCCAAGCCAGGAAAGUGCGAACACACAUUCAAGAUGAUCAAGUCAGACACCACAUUGAUACUCUGGAACUGCAACAUGUGUCACUCUGGCCCCCACUGGUUCAUCUUCGAGUGUGCAAAGUGCAAACUGAAGACUUGCCGGCCUUGCACUACAAAGGCUUCAUGAUGCGUCUGAACAGCAUCAGCAGAGCUACAUCACACCAAUCACACCAGUCAUAUUCGACUUUCAUUUUACGAGGAUAUUGUUGCAGCGUUAUGUUGUUACCCUAGCGUGGAGUCUCGGAUGGAAGUCAUGGGUCAGGUCAGGUCAGGUCAGGUCAGGUCGGUUGAGGGUUGGGCGUAAAGGUAACAGAAUCAGAAUGGGACUGGCAAAGGGCGGGACAGUGUUGAUUUUUUUUUUUGCAACGCGAGCGAGGGAAAGCAAGAACGGAAGAUGACAUGUCCGCGAGGACCGACAACAGAGGAUCUCGUGAAAGAGGUCGUAAUCUAAUGAUUUGUCUGUAUCACAAUGCCUAUUUGUGUUAGAAGAGCACAUCAGAACAGCGAUAUCAAACACGAAAUACGUACUUCUGAGAAGAAGACAGCGUGCUUGCGACAG
Messenger RNA from Cercospora beticola, 1104 nucleotides. The record is from RefSeq and is a predicted model, not a curated record. NCBI's taxonomy places the organism in Eukaryota, Fungi, Ascomycota, Dothideomycetes, Mycosphaerellales, Mycosphaerellaceae.